UCUCAUUCAGCCCGGGAGGCUGCGCGCUUGUUUAGCUGCCUGAGGCUGCCCCAACGCGUCCCUCGGAGCCAUUCGCCAGUCAUUCGAUCGAUUCGCGUCGACAGGGCAGCUCUGAGGCGGCUUGGGUGCGAUGUGCUGAAGAUGGGGUUACCGAGAGUGCUCCUCACACUGGCGGCUCUCGCGGCCGCGGACGACCGGCAGGUAGCAUGGAUCGCAGAGCAGCGCGACGGCACCGGCAGAAAGGGCUGGCGGGCCGCUCUGGGCUCCGUCGACGUGAGCUGUCAGUUCGCCGCGCGCAUCGGAACAAAAGCGCUGGUCUUCGAGACGGCCGACGGUCGCUUCGCCUUCACGGCGGCCGAGGCCUCGGGGGCGGCGUUCGCGAAGACGCCGCGCCUCUGUCGUUUUGCGGGAGGCGCGGCGCCCGCCGACACACCGGCGCUCGUGCUCGCCGCCGUAAGCGUCAAGCGCGUCUUCGCGUCGUGGCCGAAAUUUCUGAACGCGCUGGUCUACGCGGCUGCGCGACGGCUCCCUGUCUAUUUGUGGGUCGGCGAGGCGCCCGCCCCCCACCUCGGGGACGUCUGCAAGGAUUCGAAGCACGACGACGACCCGCACGUCAAAAUCGCGGCGACCGCCGUGCUGCUGGGCCACCCGCGGGUCCCGGCCGCGUUUGCGCGCGAUCUUGACCUGGUUGUGGAGGGGCGCGCGGUCCGCGACCCCAUGGCCGCGACGCACGACGCUAUAUCAAUACACGAUGAGAAUAGAGUGGACGUCGCGGUGCCUUGCACCGCACAUGGAGGGCGCCAUCGCUUAAGAGCCACAAAGCUCUACGUGCGUGAUGUGCCGGCCGCACGGAACUUCCUGGACCUCUGGCUCGACCACCGGUGCGGCGCGGAAAGGUGGUACCAUCCUCUGAGGGACGCCGCGUACCGCGCCGGCGUCGCCGGCGGCUGCUUGAAAUCAGAGGGAGCACGAUUGAUCGCGAACCGCACGCGCACGGAGAAGCAGCCCGCGCUCAACUACCUCUUCCGGCGCUGCCCGACCUUCCGCUUCGGCUGCGGCCAGCACUUUGUGAUGCCCGAGUUCCACGUAUUGAAGUCUCAUGACCUGGCGGGUGGAUCGGACCUCGAGCGCCUCGGGCUCGCGGGCCUCGACCACGAC
Molecule: messenger RNA, 1158 nt
Organism: Pelagomonas calceolata
Lineage: Eukaryota; Pelagophyceae; Pelagomonadales; Pelagomonadaceae
Source: the annotation of a GenBank genome assembly